AUGGUGGAGCGCACAAAUCUACCUUUGAAAGGUUUGCUGAAAGUCUUUAUCAACCACGAGACAUUCGAACAGUGGGAUGUUGCACUACCACCUUGUCUACUGGCUUACCGCGCUACUAUCCAGGUACCUAUCGGACAGACCCCAUCCUUUAUGACGACAGGUCGGGAGAUGCGACUUCGUUCCGAUACAAUCCUACCUAUCCCGGAUCCAGAGGCGUUGUAUUCUUCAGUGUUCGCGCGACGCAUGCAGGCCGGUCUCGUUCGCAGCCAUGAACUGGCUCGACAACACUUGCGUGCCGCUCGGAGAUACCAGAAAGAGUACUACGAUAAAACUGCGCAAGAUAGGUUGUUCAACCCUGGCGACAGGGUUUGGUUGUAUGAGACCGUUCCACCUGUUGGUAUAACGUCUAAGUUCCAUAGGGCUUGA
Opisthorchis viverrini is the source of this 426-nucleotide messenger RNA. RefSeq lists its product as hypothetical. NCBI's taxonomy places the organism in Eukaryota, Metazoa, Platyhelminthes, Trematoda, Opisthorchiida, Opisthorchiidae. The transcript has a single exon. The coding region runs from base 1 to 426 and encodes 141 amino acids. Gene Ontology annotation, molecular function: nucleic acid binding. The record is from RefSeq and is a predicted model, not a curated record.